CAGAAAUGCAAUGGCGGAACAAGCAUGGCUUUUCUGCAGAUUUGUCGCCGACACCAGAAACUUUUUGAGGGUGCAAGUGCUUCGGUAAAGCUUCUUUUGACAGGGACAGGGUUUCAAAGUUGUCGAAUUCUACACAGUCAUGAAAGCAAACAUCUCCGCGUAGGUAAGAAAGAUUAUUCUUUCCCAUGUGUCUAUGAAAUACGCACCCGGCAGCCGGGAAAUGUUUUUAGUUUUAUUCAGGAACAACCAGGAAAUAAUGAAAAUUAAAAGAAACAAUAAUCAAUUAUCGGAUGAGGCUGAGGCUGAGUAUAAAUUAAAUAAUCUAGCAGGUCGAGGGUGGGUUAUAUAUCUACCUCCAUGCGUUUGUCAGAUGUUUUAAGAAAAAUUGAAUGAGAUAAAAUAUAAUUAGACAUAAAUUUUAGACUACUGGGUAUCUAGUAGCCUGAGCAAACAGCUGACAUUUCGUGUCACCACCACUGGCUUCCCCCCAAAAUGACAGAGAAACAAGCGCAGAAAUUCCAUACUCAUGACGUGUCACUACCCAGAUCUGGGUAGUGCUCCUGAUUGGUUGGAGCAAAUGUCUUUUCUGACUUUACCAAUAAUAGAAGUACCACCAAGAUCUGGGUAGUGAAUGUCAUCAGUUAAGAGGGUAUGAAAUUUAUGCAGUUGCUGCUUAGACGUCAUUUCGUGGGCAAACCAGUGGUGGCAUCACAAAAUGUUGGCUGUUUUCUCAAGGCAGUUAUCUCAAAUUUUGAAGGCAUAGAGAGGCCAAAAUACGAGUAAACAACAGAAUUUUCUGCGGCAGGUGCAAGUAAUGUUUUCCUCUUUUACCAUCAUUUAGAGAAGAAGACAUUAAAUAAUGACAACAACUUUGUGGAACCAAAAUUACACAACUUCCAAUCCACACAUGGGUUUAGCACUAUAACGUCCCCUCUUGAUCAGAAAGUUGCUACCUCAGCAGCAAAAGAUGUUUCUGCAGUUGACAGAGGUCACAAGAGGAAAACCAAAAAAGCAGAAAGUAACAAAAAGAAAACAGAUAAAAGUAGUGCUAAAAGCACUGAAACAGCUAAAGGAACAGACUCCAAAGAGAUUCAGAAUAAUGACACAGAUAGUGGAGCAGCAAAAAAGAAGAAUCCUUCUCAUAAAUAUGACUUGUCAAGGAAUAGUGAAAGAAAAAGUGAGAGGACAUUAUUGGAGAGUAUAAAUAAGCAGAAAAAAGGAACAAGUGAAUCUUCAAAACUAAGUAAAGAGAAUAAAGAUAUACUUGUGACAACAGUAGGGACAGCUGGGAACGAUGAUGAACAUAUGUUAGAUUAUGGUCCUGAAGCUGUCUUAGUUGCGGGGGAGGAUGAUCAUCAUGAUGAAACAGAAAUGGAGGAUCUUGGCGAUGUUCCUCAUCUAGUAACAACAAAAGAAUUUGCUAAGGAAAAAGAUGACAUUGAUUUGGAUUUUGUUAGUGAUGACGAGGAAUCUACUGUAAGAACAGAGAGUGUAGCUGCAUUAGAGGAACUUGAAAUCACAUCUGGUGCAAUGUUUGACAGUGUUGUUCAAGCUCCUAAGAAAUACAGAGAGGGAACAGCAGGUGGAAGGCUUUUUGAAGCACAGACUUUGGCUGAAAUAGAUGGAUAUCUGUUUCUAGGAAAUGUGAGUAAGGAGCCCAACAUGAGAAAAUAAAAAUAUGUUCAAAUUCAUGAUAUAGUCAACUCUCUUUAAGAUGGACACCUUUGGGACCAGCACUAUGUUUCUGUCUAAAAGUGACAUCCAUCUAUCAAGAGUUAAAUGAAGGGUGUCAAGAAAGGCAGGGACUAACUCGAGGUGUCCGUUUUACCGAGGUUCUAGUCUUUUAAAGAUGUCUUUGGGACCAGCACUAUGUAUCUGUCUAAAAGUGACAUCCAUCUAUCAAGAGUUAAGUAAAGGAUGUCAAGAAAGGCGGGGACUAACUCGGGGACUAAAGGUGUCUUUUAAGAGAGAGCAGACUGUACAUUACAAGUAGACGGUAGAAAUGGUUUUUAUGAUGUUCUUCUUGAUCUUCAUAAUUUGUCAGGCCAUAUGAAACCCAAAUCCAAUCAUUGCUUAUUGUUUAAUGUGACAUAAAAUCUUCAUAAAUUUUUGUUUUAAUAAAAGAACUUAAACACAUUAUUAUGCUUAAUGACACUAAGUUUCUCCUUAUGCCUAGCCCUAUCAAGCUGAAAAGCUGUUCAACAGGUAUCUGAGAAUGGGAAAGAAGUUUGAUGUAAAUACUUUUAACAAACUACUUCAUGGCUGGGCACAGAAAGGAAACCUGAUGAGUGUUAAGUUGCUGUUUAAACUGCUUAAGAGAGAAGGUUUACAACCAGAUAUGGGAACCUACGCUGCAAUGCUGCACGGCUAUGGCAAAUUUGAUGAUGUAGAUGGUGUUCGGAGUGUCAUUAAAGAAAUGGAGGAGAAGGUCAGUGAUACUCAAGUAUGUAUUUGUCUUUUCCAAAAUGAGAACAUAGUUUGUCAAGGAAAAUUUUGUCCCAAUUUGAUUACGCAUCCCACCUCAUCCCAUAUGUUAAACCACCCCUACCCCUCAUGAAACCAUGCAUUUCCCUGAUACGACAUGUGAUAUCAUCAGAGCUAAUAUUUUUAUUGGGACUAAGUGGAGUGGCAUGUAUCUUCUGAACUACAAUGUUUAUGUAGGCAGGCCAGGACAAUUAAAAAUGCUGGGGGAUUUUAUUUUAUUUUUUCUAAAUUUGCUCAUUUCAUUUCUCUGGAUACAAAGUUGCCAGUGUUAAAGCUUCUAAUUGCCAAGGAAAAUCCUUCAGGGCUCUGGCUCUUUGUGAUAGCUAGCCUUAUCCAUUCUCGAUAGCUGUCUAACUCUGUCACCAUCGGCACAAACAUUUCAAUAGAGAAAUAUCAAUGUGGAAAGGAUCUAUUUUGUUUAUUUAUGUAAUAAUUAACUGUAGUGGGAUGUAAUUGUAUGCAGUCUCUUGGUUGUGAGAACUUCUUAUUUUUUUGUGGUCUUUCCAAUUUUUUUGUAUAGGAGUUUGAUAUCAGGCACAUAUUCCACAAGUGUUGUCUAACAGAGCCUCAAGCUAAAGGAGUUUUGAAAGCAUUAAGACUUGUCAUCCCUGAUUACCAACCAAGUACUCCAGAAUCACGGAGUCAAAUCAAAUAUCCCGCCCUUGUAAGGUCAUGGUAUUCAGACAGGAUUAACUUAGACGAAAAACUACAAAGUGUUCCUGGAAAACUUGAAAGAGAACUAGAUGAACCAAGACUCAAGGAGCUUUUUGAGCAGCAAAUUUUACAGGAACUAUCAGGGUUUACACCCAUAAAGUCAGUCGAGGAUGACAAAGGGGACAGUGAAAUGAAUCAAAGAAGAAAGGAAAUGUUUUUAGAGUGCCGCAGCAAAUGGAGAAAAGCUUUAAUUGAGAGCAUUGAGAAAGAGUUGUUUGAAAUCAAGAAUUCUAAAGGUACAGUGAACAUUGACAUGUAGAUCAGUGUCUGUACAUUGUCUUUUUUGACAUGAAAUUUUGAGGAUUAUAGCAAGAGCUAUUCAAAGCAGUACACUGUUUUUUUUUAUAUUCUCUUUGUUAUUCUCUACCUGGUGGCUUUAAAAAUUAGGAGGAUAAACUGUCACUAUAAAUGUGAAGUCUGCCAUCAGGGAAAUAUAUUGCACUGGUCAUACAUUGUACUUCUUGCCACUUGAAUUUUUGAACCCAGAUAUCACAAUUUUCUUUUAAAAGGUGCUAAAAUGGUUUACAGGCAGAAAUACGUCUGCUCAGUCAUCUUGGAUAAGUAGGGAAAAAAUUGCUACAGAACAAUAAUUUGACUUUCCAAAAGUAAAUUCUUGUUUGUUGGUUGGUUUUCUUUUUUCAGAACAAAUUAACUGAAGAACCAUAAAAUUAAUGAGAAGUGCUAAAGGCUUGUCAUGCUGUUGGAAUAAAUUCACAUACAUUACUGUGUACAUGUUAUAGGUCUAAAUUAAAUUCCAAGGCUGUGCUCUAAGAAAAAUUGAAGGGAGCCCAGUGUUCUGAAGUUGUGAAAUCUAGUGUGCCCAGCAUAUGAUUUCUAUGAAAAAGCAAAGAUGUUCUAGUCGCCCGAGAGCAAAAAUUAGGCACCAUGGGCCACCAGGCUCUGCUAAAGCACAGCCUCGAAUUCAGGUUAAAAUUUUUUAACCUAGGUUGAUUCUUAGUAUCCAUUAUCUCCUAGCCCUAAACCAUGUAUAAUAAGGGCUAGGAGACGAAGGAAAUUAAAAAAACAAAAUUAGUUGGGACACUUUGCCUUAAAGGGCUUUCUGAUGAUUUACUGAUUUCAAAAGGGGAAAAUAUUGCGUUUCCUCCCCCAUCCCCUCCAUGCAAUGUUGUACCGCUGUUCGAGCUACAUACAGAAAACAACAAACACCCCAACUUUGAAUGGAGGGGAGGGAGGAGGGGUGUGGAUUGUUUUGUUCUCUGAUGUUACCCUAUUUUUGUCUCAACAUUUUUGUCACCAAUUGUGGGUUAAAAACUUUAACCUGAAUUUAAUUUUCAACUGUAACAUAGUACAUAGAUUUCAUACCAUGCUAAUGGUGCUCUUUCCCCUCCAUAGGGAAGUCUGUGCACCCUAGAUUUGCACCUUUCUUCCAGGCAUUUGAACCUGACGAGCUCGCUGAUAUUACCUUGGACACCAUUGUGUUUUAUGUGAAAGGGCGUGUUGAAGGUGUACCUUUAUAUGGUGUUAGUGGAGCAUUGGGCUCAGUGCUUAACACAAAGUACAUUGUGAAACACAGAGUACAGUCUGGAAUGUUGGACAAGGUACAUGUAACUGCUGUUGAGCCUCUACAGUACUAUUACUGCCACUAUUUUUCAGCCCAGCUGACAGUACAACAACAACAAGAACAUAUGACAUUUUUAACCCUAGUUACAAACGAUAUGUGCACAACCCAAAAAGGCUAAACGAGGUGAAUUACCAUAAAUCGUCUAUUAAGGUUCCCCCUCUCAAAUAAACCCCCUCCUUCUAAUAAGGCCUCCACCCCACCUUUUCAGGGGAAGAAACUUGAUAAGCUCCCCCUUCUCUACUUAGCCCCCCUCCCCUCCUUUAUUUAUGUUUAUUCUAUUCACUAAUAAAUGAUAGACUGUAUUAAUCAGUCAUGAUUGUAAAACUUUGUGUGGACUGAUCCUGGAUGGUUUAUUUACCAACUGGAAGUUCGGUUUUGAUUCUGAUCCUCGGCUACAUGACCUCCACCCUUCUUGUUCUUGAGUGUCUCUACUUUGUAUUCUAGUUCAUUAUGGAGAACUGAUACCAUUGUCAUUUCUAAAUUAAAUAAGCCUGUCCUCUCAAAUAAGCCCCCCAUCUCUAUUAAGACCCCUCCCUCAAACGGGCAUGGAAUAAAUAAACCCCCCAGGGGAGCUUAAUAGAGGAUUUACAGUAUGCACCGUAAUGUGAAUAAAUAGAUUAUUCAAUAAAAAAAGUUACAGAAAAACUAGAGAAGUAACAAAACUUAUAAGAUAGUAGUGCACAUUUAAUCACACAUGAACAGGGUGCAAAGUGAAGUCAGUUUUACAGUUUGGUAAACUGUAGGUAUCAUGUACAAGCCAAGAGUCAUUUUAUCUAGCCCAAGAAAAAAAUGUUGAUGAGCAGGAUUGAUUUCAGUUCUUCUGUAAUUUGAAUUCUCCAAAAAACUACACUUACCCGUCGGGCAAAUCAAGAAAAAAAUUCACUAGCCCCAUAGCAAUAUCUACAUGUACACGUAGCUCUGGGCUAGGUAUUGGACACAUGCCCUUUCUUUUAAUGCUGUACAUUAUGGGAUAGUACUGUAGAUGGAUAGUGAAGUACAUGAAAGUAAAUAAAGUACAUAGAUAUAAGUAUGACUGUUAUAUUUGGUGUUUGGUUUCAAAUGAAACCUCUGAACCUCCAAGAACUUGAAAAAAAUGCUUGUGGUAGUGAAAUGUUUGGUUCAGAUCACCAAGGUGCUGAUAACAACAGUUUAUCAUCAUCAUCAUCAUCAUCAUUAUUAUUAUUAUUUCUAAAUUCAGAUGAAGGGCAUAUAUCAUGACUAUUUUUCUUAUCUGAUGGAUGAGAGGCUUACAGCGAGGAAGAUGGCUCGAGAGUUCUGGAAUGAGCUGGAUGAUAUCCUUCCUUUUGGUGGUUCACUUCAGCAAGAAGUUCCAAUCUGGCCCUGGGCUACAAAAAUAGUAGUAAGUACUGCAGUGGUACAAUGAUCCCCCCUUGCAGAUCAUACCUUGUGUAGUGAACAAAAGUGGGAAACUUUGAACUUGAAACAGCCAUGUAAAGUUAACUUGUGUUUUAGCUGCAUUUUUGUUUCUCAUUGGAAGAGGAGUGGCCGAGUCAGGGGCAGAUCCAGGAUUUUUCUUAGGAGGGGUGCAUCACUAAGGAAUGGCGUAACUGACUGGUGACGUAAACAAACUUUAAUACAGAAUACCAGUUGUGUUAGAAAGCCGCAGGUCACGUCAAGGGGGGGGGGGGGGGCCCCCCCCAUGUUUUUUUUUUGUUUUGGGGAGGGGGGGGGGUGGCGGGGGCGGGGGAGGCAGGGUUUUUUUUGUGGGGGGGGGACCACAAAGAAGAGAGGGUAGAACGGUGGGGGGCAAAAAAAAAAUUAAAAAAAAAAACAGUGGUUUUUUAAAAAGGCCGGGGGCGCCGGGGGGGGGGGGGGGGGGGGGCACCCCUGCACCCUCCCCCUAAGUCUGCCCCUGUGAGUGGUAAGCCACAGUUCCAUCCCUCCCUAGCUGCUGGCUGGAUUUGUUCUCGGUCAUCAUAUGAGUGGCUCUAAUGUGAAAACAAAGAAGGGGCUGACAAAGCACUAAACACGGUUAACCUUUGAGGUCGUACAUUUUUCUUUUCUGUCCAUCUAGAAACGUUUUAGUUGUCAUGUGGCCUUGACGUACCCAAUCCGAGGGCACAAUGUUGGGGGAAAACCAAGCUAUUUAACAACAUGCGUGCGUUGUAUUAUCCGAUCUUUCUUUUUCUCGAAGGCUAUGAUGAAUGGUAGUCAUUUGCAAACUCUCCAUAACUGAUAAUAAUAUUGGCUUUCAGUUUGGAUGCUCAUUGGUGGAUUGCUUCCUCAAGUCAGCUCAAAUCAAUGUGAAUCUCUUCAACAAUCGCCCAGAAGAGUUGAUUCUUCCAGCUUUUUACCACACGUACGAAUUCAAGGUGAACAAGAAGCUGGGAGUGUUAAAGCCACACCCAGUCGUUUGUAAAUUGUUCAAGGAGUAUUUGGCGAGUCAGGGAGAGAUUUCUAUGGAAACAACAUCGGUGCCUAUGCUGGUCCCACCACGCCCAUGGAGAGCAACCAAGGAUGGCGCCUACCUUAUCUUACCAGGUUUGAGAACUUUAUCUGAGCGUUGUUUUCGUGAGAAAUAUCAACCUUGUCAAUCAUUCCUCGUAAAACAUGACAAUCAUUAGAUUCUCCGUAAAUCGCACAGGUUUAGAAGACGAAUUAAUCUUAUCUUUCAUCUCGUUUCUCUACCAGGAAAAAAAGACCUCUGCCAGCAGGGAACGAACGCUUUUCAUUCACUAAAUUGUUCUUGUUUGCUAUGUUUCUUUGUUUCUACUUAUAGGGCCUUUGAAAAUUUAAAAUUAUGACUAAAAACUAGUAAUAACCAAAGGUUAGGAAGUGCGGGUGACAACGAUUGGAAAUCCAAUCGCUUUUGCUCCAUCGCUAUGCUUUGCGUAUGUUUCACGUGACAGAUAAUCAAAACACGCGCGAUCAGAUUACGAGGGGUAGAAGGUCGAAACGCGCGUGACCAAAUUGUGUUCUGAGCAUCCCUUUCAUUCUUGGUGGGAGUCCAAACGAAUGCUGGCUGCAUACAUAACAACCUGGAGAUUACGAUUCCAGGCUCCUAUUGUCGCCCGCAAUCAUAACCGAUGACACAUCGACAAAGUAACCAUUGAGGAAUCUAUUCCUGCAAAUUUAUUUCGGUUGGCCUGGCCUACAUCGCAGGCGUACUUGUAGCCUGCGACCCAGCUGCGCACUGGAAAUUUGGAGAGUCAGGGCAAGUGCUAAUCUGCCGCAAAUGAUUAGGGCGACAAAAGAAGGAAUCUUUUCUUACUUGUUCUCCUCCCGUCCUCACUUCUUGCUUGGUUCGCCACCAACAUGCAGGGCACGUGCAGGGCUCGAAAAACGUCCCAUCCGGUAGUCCGGGACAAGUAGAUUUUCUUGCUGGGAAAGUAACCUUUAAAGCUGACUUGACUGACCAGAAGGCAAAAGUCUAAGCAAGUCACCCUGCUACAAAAUCAGUAUUUAAGACGAGCAAGAGGUGGCCCUGAGCAAGCAAAUUGAGAGAGCUGCUUGCCCAAAGGAUAAGCUGGAAUUUAAUUUUUUUUUCGAGCCCUGUCGUGUGGACCUUCGUCUCUCAGGGUGCCCAAAUAGAGUUUGCUUGUAGGUUAGCUUUCCUUUUCUGUGAACACGCCAGUGCUACAUGUAUGCAAGUCAUGUGUUGCCUUGGUCAAGGUGUGCAUACAGGAAUAAGAUAAGAACUGUUUUUGUUCGUGACAGUUGAGCUUGUUCGCAGUGCUGGUGAUGAAGAAGGUCGGUAUGACAAGCUUCUGGAGGAGAAAACAAGUAAGGAAGACUUGGUUGCUGUAUUUGACUCCCUGAACUUCCUUGGGUCUUGUGCAUGGAGGACUAAUAAACGAAUACUGGAUAUUGCCAUCCAAAUGUUUAACACUGGUGGUAAUGAUGACUUAGCUAUACCUGGUCCUGUGGCCGAGCCUCAAGUGGAGUCAAAAUCGCCCAAGUGAGUUGGUUAUCGUUACGAUAAAGGGCUCGGCCCGGUACUCGGAGGCAUGUUUAUUUUCUUGCUGGGCAAGUAACUUUUAAAGCUUACUUACCCAAUAGGCAAGUCAUCCUCUAACAAAAUCAUUCACUAAGACUAGUAAGAAGUGACCCCGGACGAGCAAAAUGGGAGGGAGAGCAGCUUGCCUAAAAGACAAGCCAGAACUCUGUUAAUUCAGUUCUUGCAAUUUUUUUUAGCUCUGGCUUUAUAUUCAGUUAGUUACUCGAGUAUUUUUAUUUAUCUAAAUCAAUAUUUUCAGGUCUAAAACUAACGCAGAAGAAAGAAGGAAACAAAUUCAAGAAAGACGAAUCGCCAAGAAACUGGCACGCGAACAGUACUCCUUGCGCAUGUCAGCUUUGUACAAACUCUCUGUCGCCAAUCACUUCCGUGAUCACGUUUUCUGGCUGCCAAUCAACUUGGACUUCCGGGGAAGAGUCUAUCCUAUUCCUCCACACUGCUCGCAUGUCGGUAAGUACUGGGUCUAGCAUUCAAUGAGAUUAUCAGCAUACUACUCUUUUCGGGAGGCUUUGUUAACAUCAUUGAUUACAAUUUUCAACAGUGGCCUAAAAAAAAAGCCGACAUUUCCCGACGCUGGCACCAGUUUUUCCCGCGAAAUGACGUCUGAGAAACGAGCGCAGAAAUUCCGUACUGAUGACGUGUCACUGGUUUUUUGCGUCAGUGCUUUCGAUUGGGUGAAGCAGCGAGGGAAAUUUGCUUCAGCCAAUCAGAAGUACAACCCAGAUCUGGUUAGUGACACGUCAUCAGUAUGGAAUUACUGAAAAUGUGUAAAAGUCGGCUGUUUUCACAGGCGAGUCGCUGAGGACUGGGUUCCGCAUUCAAAGAUAUUAUAGGCAUACUGCUGUAUUAGAGAAUUGUGCUAACAUCAUUGUUUACAGAUUUUUUGUAGCCAUAAACAUUUUAUAGAAAAGUCAUCAUGAUAAGUAAACAUGUACUCCAAUGUCUGAAAGAGCUUCCCUUCAAGAAAAAAGUUUAUCUUUACAAGUUUUUGUUUUGUGCAGGUGAUACUUAAGGAAAUAUCCGGAAUUGGACAAACGAAAUAUCCAAUUUCAGUGUGGUAUUAGUGUUAUUGAAGCUAUACGUUUAGAAUCGCAUUUCAAAGGUAAUGGCAUGUUUUGUUAAUGUUCAGAAUUAUUGAAAAGUUAGUUUUGAAAUGUCACUAAGUGAGAAAAUUUUUUUAAACAAAGAUUCACCUAUCGAAGGUCCUUUCACGAUAGAUUUUCAGUACCAACCUUCUCUCGUAAUUGGCCAUAACCGAUUUUGAGUGUGUCCAUCAUUAUUUUUGUGUGUCGUAGGGGAUGAUCUUAGCCGAGGAAUGCUUCAAUUUGCCAAGGGUGUCCCCUUGGGGGCGAAGGGUCUGGAUUGGCUGAAGAUACAUCUUGUGGCGCUCCACGGUACUAAGAAAAAAUCUUCACUAAAAGAACGUCUUCAGUAUGCUAACGACAUUAUGGACGAUAUAUUGGACUCAGCGGACAAUCCUCUGACGGUAGGUCAACACUCCGGUAAAUCCAAGUUCUACUUUCUUAGUGGAAGAAAAUUUCUUAUACGAAGCAGCUUUGUAAGGGCUGCAACGCGACUAUAUCAUUCUUGUAUUUUUUAUGGAAAAUGUUCCCCGGCGGCGGGCAAAAAAUAAAAUUUCUUGUUGGAGAAUAAUAUCCAACGACUGGCGGGUGGUCAAACUAAAAUGCUUACAUGGUGGUACCUGUUUCCUUCUAAAAAGAAAUCAAAAUUCGCAGUCCUGGCGUAUUUUGGGGGCGAGCGAAAGUUGCUUGUUUAUGUUCGUAAUGCCGUGGCCGCCAUCUUUUGAUUUUAUGACGGAAGAUUGGGGAGAGUCGAAAUAUCAACCCUUGGGGUUGGCAUAAGGGCGAAAGAAGGCGACGGGGGAGGGAGAGGGGAGAAGCCCCGUCCCCUUCCUCGCUCCUUUGACUUGCCCCAACUCCUCGACUUUUUACGGUUACGUGUGCUUAAACAUUCGUGCACCUUGGCUAGGUAAGGGUAAAUUAGUGUCGUUUUUGAUGUAGAAAUGUGCCGGAUCAAUACCACCAAAUUUGGCCACAGUUUCUGCCCGAUAUCUUACUCACUGCGUGCUCCAAGCCCAUUAAGUGUUUAUUUUCUUACAGGGUCGAGGAUGGUGGAAAACCGCUGAUGAUCCUUGGCAGGCGCUGGCCACAUGCAUGGAGAUCGCAGACGCUACCCGUUCCCCAGACCCCACCCAGUUUAUUUCCCAUCAGCCUGUUCAUCAGGAUGGUUCUUGUAAUGGGCUUCAGCACUACGCUGCUCUGGGCCAGGAUACUUACGGCGCUAAACAAGUGAACCUACUGCCCGCUGACAGGCCACAAGAUGUUUAUGAGGAGGUAAAAUUUGCAUUUCUCUCUAAGCAUCAGCGUGGGAAGACGUAAGCGCUUUCAUGAUCCUGGAAGCUAUACCAGCUGGGUCUUCGAUCCCUGGUGGGUUCAACCGUGCAAGACAGGUUUUUGGUGAAAGGCCAGUCGAGUUUCUUGGACCUGGACUUCCAGAUUGUACCGUGCGAGCAGAGGUUUCUCUCUUGCAUGGCUUUUAGCGUUUACGAAGUCGUUCGCGUGGCUUGUCUGUCGAGUUGUUGGUUUAUUACGUAAAGAAACCAACUACGUUACGCGACAGACAAGCCACGCGAACGACUUCGUAAACGCUAAAAGCCAUGCAAGAGAGACCUCUGCUCGCGGGGUACCAGACUGGGGGUUGCGCGAUGAGUUAAUAUCCCAUCCCCAUAAAACUGUGUCAUGUAGAUAGCUAAGACCACACCAUUGCGUGCAAUGGAACUGAAGAGAAUGGGAGAGGGAAGUGGGUUGGGCGAGGAGGGGGGUGGGGGUUAUGUUUGAGCGAGGAGGGAGAGGAUUCGUGAGCCUUCUCGAGGGAGAAGAGUUAAAUCCUAAAUACCUAAGAUAAACUUUUAGUCAUUAGUAUUAUUUUUUCUGUACCUUGCUCUUCAGGUCGCAAAACUUGUCGAAGCUGCUCGGUUGCGUGACGCUGAAGCUGGUCACGAAAUUGCUAAAGAACUUGAAGGAAAAGUCACUCGUAAAGUGGUGAAACAAACGGUUAUGACCAUUGUUUAUGGCGUCACGUUCGUAUGUACAAACUCUCUGUCGCCAAUCACUUCCGUGAUCACGUUUUCUGGCUGCCAAUCAACUUGGACUUCCGGGGAAGAGUCUAUCCUAUUCCUCCACACUGCUCGCAUGUCGGUGAGUACUGGGUCUAGCAUUCAAUGAGAUGAUCAGUAUACUACUCCUUUAGGGAGUCUUUGUUAACAUCAUUGAUUACAGUUUUCAACAGUAACCUGAAAAAACAGCCGACAUUUCCCGACGCUAGCACCGGUUUUUUCCGCGAAAUGAUGUCUGAGAAACAAGCGCAGAAAUUCCGUACUGAUGACGUGUCACUAACCACAUCUUUUUUUUCCGUCAGUGCUUUCGAUUGGGUGAAGCAGCGAGGGAAAUUUGCUUUAGCCAAUCAGAAGUACUACCCAGAUCUGGUUAGUGACGCGUCAUCAGUACGGAAUUACUGAAAAUGUGUAAAUGUCGGCUCUUUUCACAGGCUAGUCGUUGAGUAUUGGGUUCCGCAUUCCAUGAAUAUUUUAGGCAUACUGCUCUAUCAGAGAAUCGUUGCUAACAUCAUUGUUUACAGUUUUUUUUGUAGCCAUAAACAUUUUAUAGAAAAGUCGUCAUGAUAAGUAAACGUGUACUUCAAUGUCUGAAAGAGCUUCCCUUCUAGCAAAGAUAAGCUUUACAAGUUUUAGUUCUGUGCAGGUAAUACUUGAGGAAAUAUCCGCAAUUGGACAAACGAAAUAUCAAAUUUCUGUGUGGUAUUAGCGUUAUUGAAGCUAUACAUUUAGAAUCGCAUUUUACAAAGGAAAACUGGUCUUUGCGAGAAAGUUAAUGACAUGUCUUGUUAAUGUUCAGAAUUAUUGUUAAGUUAUGUUUUGAAUUGUUACUAAGUGAGGGAAUUUUUUAAACAAAGAUUCACCUAUCGAAAAUCUUUUUACGAUAGAUUUUCAGUACCAACCUUCUCUCGUAAUUGGCCAUAACCGAUUUUGAGUGUGUCCAUCAUUAUUUUUGUGUGUCCUAGGGGAUGAUCUAAGCCGAGGAAUGCUUCAAUUUGCCAAGGGUGUCCCCUUGGGGGAGAAGGGUCUGGAUUGGCUGAAGAUACAUCUUGUAGCGCUCCACGGUACUAAGAAAAAAUCUUCACUGAAAGAACGUCUUCAGUAUGCUAACGACAUUAUGGACGAUAUAUUGGACUCAGCGGACAAUCCUCUGACGGUAGGUGAAUGAUUGGGUCAACACUCUGGUAAAUCCAAGUUCUACUUUCUUAGCGGAAGAAAAUUUCUUAUACGAAGUAGCUUUGUAAGGACUGCAACGCGACUAUAUCAUUCUUGUAUUUUUUAUGGAAAAUGUUCCCCGACAAUUGCGGGAAAAAAAAAAAAUUUCUUGGUGGCAAAUAAAUACCCAACGACUGGCGGUUUGUCAAACUAAAAUGCUGACAUGGUAGUACCUGUUUCCUUUCUAAAAAGAAAUCCAAAUUCGCAAUCCUGGCGUAUUUUUUGUGGCAAGCAAAAGUUGCUUGUUUAUGUUCGUAAUGCCGUGGCCGUCAUCUUUUGAUUUUUUGACGGAAGAUUGGGCACAGUAGAAAUAUCAACCCUUGGGAUAGGCAUAAAGACGAAAGAAGGCGACGGGAGAGGGGGAGGGGAGAAGCCCCGUCCCCUUCCUCGACUUUUUACUGUUACGCGAGCUUAAACAUUCGUGCACCCUGGCUUGGUAAGGGUAAAUUAGUGUCGUUUUUGACGUAGAAAUGUGCCAGUACCACCAAAUUUGGCCACAGUUUCUGCCCGAUAUGUUACUCACUGCGUGCUCCGAGCCCAUUAAGUGUUUAUUUUCUUACAGGGUCGAGGAUGGUGGAAAACCGCUGAUGAUCCUUGGCAGGCGCUGGCCACAUGCAUGGAGAUCGCAGACGCUACCCGUUCCCCAGACCCUACGCAGUUUAUUUCCCAUCAGCCUGUUCAUCAGGAUGGUUCUUGUAACGGGCUUCAGCACUACGCUGCUCUGGGCCAGGAUACUUACGGCGCUAAACAAGUGAACCUACUGCCCGCUGACAGGCCACAAGAUGUUUAUGAGGAGGUAAAAGUUGCAUUUCUCUCUAAGUAUCAGCGUGGGAAGGCUUGCGCGCUUUCAUGAUCCUGGAAGCUAUAAUAGCUGGGUCUUCGGUCCUUAGUGGGUUCAGCCAUGCAAGGCAGGUUUUUUGGUGAAGGCCAGUCGAGUUGCCUGGACCUAGACCUCCAGAUUGUAUCCUGCGAACAGACGUUUCUCUUUUGCAUGGCUUUUAGCGUUUACGAAGUCGUUCGCGUGGCUUGUCUGUCGCGUAGUUGGUUUGUUACGUAAACAAACCAACUACGUUACGCGACAGACAAGCAACGCGAACGACUUCGUAAACGCUAAAAGCCAGGCAAGAGAGAAACCUCUGCUCGCAGGGUACCAGGUUGGGGGUUGCGCGAUGAUUUAAUAUCCCAACCCCGUAAAACUAUGUCAUAUAGAUAGCUAGGACCACACACACCUUUAAGAUGGCAGGCAGGCUGGUGGAGAGACGUGGAGGCCUUACGCGCAACAGAGCGCGAAGAGGCGAGGUGAGGGGAGUUGGGGUGGGAAAAAUGGCAUUACGUGCAAUGGAACUAAAAAGAAUGGGAGUGGGAGGUAGGUGGGGCGAGGGGGGCGGGGGUAUGUUGGAGCAAGUGUAUGAGGCCAAGGAUGGCUAGGAUUAGUUGGAAUUCUCGAACGAGAAGAGCUAAAUCAUAAAUACCUACGAUAAACUUUGUAGUCAUUAGUAUUAUUUUUUCUGUACCUUGCUCUUCAGGUCGCUAAACUUGUCGAAGCUGCUCGGUUGCGUGACGCUGAAGCUGGUCACGAAAUUGCUAAAGAACUUGAAGGAAAAGUCACUCGUAAAGUGGUGAAACAAACGGUUAUGACCAUUGUUUAUGGCGUCACGUUCGUUGGUGGCCGAUUGCAGAUUGAGCGCCAAUUAAAAGACUUGGAAAUGAAUGACAAAGUUAUUUUUAAGGCUUCUACAUACCUGGUCACCAAGGUUUUCGCAAGUAUUGGGGAGAUGUUUACUGCCGCAAGAGCCAUCCAAGUGAGUCGAUUAAAUAGAAUCAGAGGUUUCUUGUGAGCCCUACAAGUUUAUAUAGUAAUUAUACAAUUAGGGUUUGUAUGUGUAAUCAAAUGGUGACGAGUGGAAUUAGGGAAUAAUUUCACGCGCGUUUUGUCCAAAUUCUGAUUAUUUGCCUCCCCCCCCUGUACCCAUUGUCACCCACGAUAUUAUGGCAGCAAUUUCAUAUAGUGUAUUGAGUGUUUAGUGUUACGAAGGGAAUAUCUUUAGUCUGUUUACAGUCCCUUUUUUUGCUCGUAAGAUCAUCGGCAUCGAGCGCUUACCCAUCCCCCGCCCAAGCAACGUUUAAACUCAUCCCUGGGCUAAACUCGGUACAUAAGAUGAACCCUUUCAAUCUGACAGUGGAGUCCCGAAAGGUGGUUUUAACUUUUGAAUCCGUGAACGAAAUCCUAUUGUGUGACCAUUCAAAUGACACCUCUUAAGCAAUGCUAUAGCAUGGUACUAUUUACCUUUCGGCCUGGUGUUAAGUGGAAAUUAGAAAUAUUGUUGAAGCUUGACUUUGACCACUUUUGGAAGGGAAAGGUUUAUGUUCAUUUGACAGAUUCUACCCCCUUGAAAUAAUUCGUUUGAAAGUUUUGAACCUUGUAAUUUUUUCUACUGCAGUCAAAAAAGUUAUAAAGUAGAGACAGUUACUUAUUUCUGGUAAUAAACCUUGAAAAUUCAUCCCCCAGCCUCGGAAUCAGCCUCUAACCAGGCCCCCUUCUUAUAUGCGGCCAUUGGAAAAAAAGCCCCGAGGCGGCCAAAUACGUGCAAUAUGGAACUCCACCUUUAAUUAUUCAUUUCCUUUUUUUUUCUCAUUUGAGGGAGUACCGUAAAUGAUCGAUUAAGCGCCGCUCUCGACUGAGCGCCGCGGCGCUAAUUUGGUAUUUACAAAUUAACGCCCCACCUUUGCUACGGCGUUUGAUAUCGCUUGAGAAAUAAGACCUCGACCAAGUCGUGAGUUCUAAAGUUUUAAUUUAGGUAAACUCUUGAAACCGGGUUCAUAUAACACUUCGAGGUGUAACUAUUUUAUACUAUUAGUACAAAAUCAUACAUUCCAAGUACGCGCCUCACUCAAUUCUUUCUAUAUUCCCCUCAGUGUUUUACCCGUGGUUGAAAUAGGCACCGCUCUCGUAUAAGGGUCGCACCUAUAACAGGUAAAAUGAAAUUAGCGCCAUGUCGCUUAAUCGAUCAUUUACGGUAGUUAGUAAUGACUUUUUCCUCACUUGCAGAAUUGGUUUGCCUCAUCAGCCACGCAGAUCGCUUUGUCUGGUCAUUACGUGGACUGGUACACACCCCUUGGUCUGUAUGUCAGUCAGCCGUACUCCAAGAAGCCUCCUCAAAAAGUCGUACGCACCAAGCUCCAAUGGAUGUUAAUUAAGUCCAAAGGUCUGCCCCACGUCCCACCCGACUCUAGAAAGCAGCGUGGAGCCUUCCCGCCAAACUUUGUCCAUUCGCUGGACUCUACUCACAUGAUGUUGACCGCGCUAUUUUGUCAGCGAUCUGGCGCGACAUUUUCGUCGGUACACGACAGCUUCUGGACACAUGCAGCCAAUGUGGGAGUAAUGAAUCGAGUAAGUGAGAUUCUCGGGAAAAGAUGGUUACCCUGCUAAUGGGGACCGGUGGUGGGAACCCUGUAAGCAUUUUUACUUCCAAAAAAGUGGCCUUCGCUCGCAGGGUAUGUCGUGGGAGACAAGGGAUUUGGCGAAGGACGGAUAGAGGCUGACGCAAAUCAGAUGAAUUAAAUUUAAAAAAUGUAUGGAGUUUACUUCAAACUGAUGUUAUAAUUUUGUUGAUGCUGCAACAGUGUAUUUUUAAGUUUUGAUUUACCAAAUUUAUGAGAGCUUUACUACGGAAGUUCUGAGCGUUUGAAUGCAGAAAACAUCAGAUGGUUGCGGAUCACUUCCUGGUGAUCUACGUACUCUUCAGGAAGGUAUUGUUAGUCUAUGGGUUUUCGUCAUUACUGAUUUCUGAAUCCCUAAUUGGGUUUGAUCGGGAUUGUUGAGACCAUACAUUUGAAGGGGAAACCUCAAACUUCCCGAUUAAAAGGUCUACAUUAAUGGAAAUUAAAUCUCCCUCAUAGGCUCGAUUUCCGCCGGUCUUUCGGGUCCGGUCGUGUUCCUUCCCGAGAAGAGAUGGCUGGACGCGUGAGUCGCCGAUCGUGUCUGUGACGUAAUUCAAAAUUUAGUUUAUGCAUCGUUACGAAACGCCGGAAAUGGGAAAUGUCAUUAGACACCAAUAACAUAUGUUGUGUUUUGCCUCUUCGCCCCCAAAAAACUGCAGCAAUACGUAUACCGGCGUACGUCUUUUCGAAAAGGAGCGCGGGCUCAUUUCCCGAACAGCAGCUGGUAAUCGAGCCUAUCUCCCUUAGGGAGUGAGAGUUGAGAGUAAAGUUGGAUUUCCACUGUCGCGUAAUUUUUACGUGCGUAAAUGAAAUAGAGACUAUGUAUGGAAGGUCACGCGUAAAGGUAAAAGUUAAACCUCGCACGGAAAAAUUACGCGACAGUGGAAAUUAAUCCUAAGGGUCCAUAUCAAUGGCAUUACUAUUGAAUGCGGGCUUCUUCCAUCGUUGUUCACCGAUUUAGUACGUUGUGUGGUUUUUGGCAUCUUGUGUGGUGCAGCAAACAAUCCUUUGGUUCCUCUUUACUCAGAUUUGUCGUGAACAGUUUGUUGCGCUUCAUAAUGAGCCAAUACUGGAGGAACUUCAUGAACAUUUCCACAAGAAUUACUCAGACCUGAAGUAAGUCAAUUAAUCGUUUAAUGAGUCAGCGUGAUGAUGUCAUGAUAUGAAGCACGUGGGAAAUUUGAAGUGUUGGAAAGAGGCGUAAAGGUUGCUCGAGGCGCAGCCAAAAACAUUUAGAAAGGUUUUAGAAUUCAUAAUGAGAUUGAAAACGACAUUUCGCCGAAGAAGAGAAGACUGCAAAGAAUAAUUUACACGCCACAGCACUAACACCCUCAUUCCUCUACUAUCUGUUAACAAACUCAAAGGUUUUUCUCUUUAGAUUACGUUAGCAAACACAUGGUAAAUUCUUCAUCGUGUGCUAUUGAGGUGCGGAUGCACUUGGGAGGAUUUGCUAAGCUCACGAGAACUCGGAUGUUAUUGACGUCAUGAGCGUGCUCAGUGGGAAUAUGAAGCACUCUCGCUUUAGACCAUUUGCACGGUGGCGUCAUUUUAUUACCACUACCAGAAUCCAUUUCGUUUUCCUUUCAUAUUUAAAUUUGGUAAUCCCACCGAGGAUUAAAACAACAAAAGUAUUAAUUCACAGAAGAAAGCAAAACACUGAAGAAUUUUGCUGUUAUUAGUGGUAUUAAAAUGAUGUCAUCGUGCAAAUGGCCUAUUGAAUAGCCCACGAUUCUGACAUGACUCUGAAGCUUUCUGGUCUUUUUUCUAUAUUUGGUUUGGUUUUCUCUGUGCCCAAGUCUCUUCUGGGAAUUGUGAGACAAUGGAGUUUGCAAUUUUGUCCCUAAAACCUCGGAGUCAUGUUAGAAUUUCAAUAUAUCGAACGUGGUCUAUUUGAUUACGCCAAUAUUCUAUCUAUGUUGUAACGGCUACUCCACUGCUGUUUUGUUCCUGGUAAUAGUACACACGAUUGUGUUCGACUCUCCAAUAUGACGUUUUUGCAGGUUAGUUCGUCCGUUAAAAUCAAAGGAGAGUGGAAAGGAACUAACACAUGUGACAUUCGAAGGAAGACCUGAUUACGGUAUGUCUUUCACCUAAAAAUACGAGGAAAUACCCUGAGAACCCGCCCUUUUUUUCGUGUGCGACGUUUGCGGUGCUUGCGGCGAGGUGCUUCUGGUUGGCUGCUAGCCUGCGUAGCCAUUCUUCCCAAAUUUCUCGCAAACUCGCUCGGAAACGCUUGCUACGCAGGCUAGUCGGCCGUAGGCCGAAGCCACGAGCAGCGAAGCCGAACCACUUAUUCUGAUUGUAACCCAAUCACAGCGCUUUAUACAUCCAGCUUCUGGGGUCACUUUACUGAAACUUUUACAAGUGUAAUUUACAAGUGUAGCUAAUGUUUUCAGACUCUUGAACAAUAGCUACACUUGUAAAUUACAAGUGUAAAAGUUAUAUUAAAUUGACCCCUGGAUGUUUUCGUAUAAGCAGGAAUGUAAUUGGCUCGGCGCUAUCAAAGCGAUGGUUCUCUGGUCCAGAUUAAAAAACGUCUGGUUCACAGCGUAUCGAGUUAGCUGUGCUGUCAUAUUCAUAUAUCGGUUAAGUCGUUCAUGUAAGUCUGGUUUCUAUUCCUUCAUUCCGUAUUCUUCAUUAUAUGUUUAUUUGCUUUUUUUUAUUGCUGGCAUCGUAGGUAGCGUGUUUUUAAUAAGGCUGUAUGACUCAAAAGAUUUGAUCGCCCGAGUAUCUCUUUCUCGCGCGUCCUGCACUUUUUAGGACAGCCGCUGACAAGGUGCUGAAGAUGACACUGCACGAUAAACAAAAUAGAGACGCUCAUACUUUCAGUGAAAUGCAAGAGAAUACACUAGAAGCCGCCUGAACAGUCCUUAAUGAAACUACUUGUAGCUUACAUGUACUGAGUACAUGUAACCUAAACAGCGUUUUCUCUCCUUUUCAUUUAUUUUUAGGAGACUUUGACAUAGAAGAAGUUCUUAACUCCACCUACUUCUUCUGCUGAACAAUGUCAAAGUGCUGAUGUUUGUGUUUAUGUACUUUUCCUCUGCGAAAGUAAAGCCUGUACGAUUUUAAUUCCUGAGAUUAAAGGCGGCGAACCCCUGAGUUGGGAACUAUCUCAUUGGGAGUUUCACCCUUUUUACAUGUAAGGUAAUCUGGAUUCCGGAAUACGAGAAAUUUUUCUUUGCGAAGUGCGAAAUCCGGGAUGUUUCUGCUUGUGAAAUCUGGAAUCCCGCUAAUGAUUAGAAUGCGGAGACAAGGAAUCCCGAAUCCAGUACUUGGAGUCCAGAAUCACAGGAAUGGCAUGGGACGAGACGAGAGCAUGAGAAAAACAAACUCCUUCCCGCGCUCGUUUCGCGCUUCGCUCAAAAUGCCGCGUUCGCCUCGCUUGGCUCAUUAAGCGCCUGUUAUGCAGGCUUCCACUCUAGUAAAUAGACAACUGGAUGCCUCAUCCUGUUAUGUACUAGCUGACGUCAUUGUUUACAUUUUUCGUCAUUAGCAGAUGACUUAGUCAAAGGCAUUUGAAGAACGCAGGGUAAAGUUUAAAAAUUUGUGAUGGUGGGUGGUGAUUAGCAAAAAACGGCGAUACAAUCAAACCAGUGCGCCCACCAUAUUCGGAAGCCAU
Messenger RNA from Porites evermanni, 20167 nucleotides. The record is from the annotation of a GenBank genome assembly. Lineage: Eukaryota; Metazoa; Cnidaria; Anthozoa; Scleractinia; Poritidae.